Messenger RNA from Helobdella robusta, 318 nucleotides. RefSeq lists its product as hypothetical. The transcript is spliced from 2 exons. The coding region runs from base 1 to 318 and encodes 105 amino acids. NCBI's taxonomy places the organism in Eukaryota, Metazoa, Annelida, Clitellata, Rhynchobdellida, Glossiphoniidae. The record is from RefSeq and is a predicted model, not a curated record.
AUGCCGAAGUUUGAAUGCUUCACUGCUCUUGCAGGUACAUAUGUCAAUCCAGGAGGUCACGUGCAUGAAACUUUAACGGUGUACCAUGCAAAUAAUUUGAGCACGGUGGGCAGGCCCAGCACAGAAAGCAGCUGGUUCCCGGGUUAUGCUUGGACAAUUGCACAAUGCAGCUCCUGUCGCAAGCACAUGGGCUGGAAAUUCACACUCGACAAGAAGGACCCUUACGUGAAUCCCCAGAAAUUUUGGGGUCUCUGCAGAACUAGUCUCAUCCCAAAUUUGAGGAAUGACGUUGAAGAACCUUUUCAUCCCAUCAUGUGA